CCCCCUGCUGGCCGCCUGUCACCUGCUGCUCGCACUGUAGGAGCAGCUCCCGGAGCCGAGCGGUGGAUCUGGGUGGGGGAGGAAGUAAGUUUGGGAGUGGGACCCUGCACCUCACUACACGUGGGUAGAGAGGGCUCUCCGGAGCUCAGCAGAAGACUGGUGACUGCUGCAGCGGACAUCUCAGCUCUAACACCCGGAUAUAACAACCAGCACAACACCUGCAAGCACAGCUCAGCUAUUCCUGCAACCCUCUGCAUAUGGGCACCUGCUGAUCCAUAGACAAGCACUAUGAUCAGCAAUCUCCUGCCAACACCAGGGACCUGCACCCAUCCUGACACCUGGACCUGCUGCACAUGAUGCCCACAUAGGACCUGCCAGGUGACAUACUAUAGACUCACUAUAUUGCUGACAUCUAUUGACCCUGGGACACAGCAUCACAUUCAGCAGGAUCAUUACUGGUACCCACUGGCAUCCAGCUGUAAGUGUCGUUGCACCACGGUGCGCCCAGCGUCAUUCCCCAGGGAGCGUUGCCGGGUGGAGCAUGCCCUGAAGGUCAGGAUCAUGCAGAAAAGCGUACGCUGCAAUGAGGGGCACGCUUUGUACCUCGCCCUUGUGGCCCGCAAGGAGGGCACCAAAAGGGGCAUACUCAGCAAAAAGGCUACCGAGACCAGCAAGUGGCACGAGAAGUGGUUCGCCCUCUUCCAAAAUGUCCUGUUCUAUUUCGAGACGGAGCACAGUGGGAGACCAUCCGGGAUGUACAUGUUGGAAGGAUGCAGCUGCGAAAGGGUACCACCACCCAUAGUGGCCAGCGGGGGGAAGGAGGCCAUGGAGAAGCAGCAUUAUUUCACUGUGACCUUUGGCCACGAAGCUCAGAAGCCAUUGGAACUGAGAUGUGAGGAGGAGUCAGACCGAGAUGAGUGGGUAGAGGCCAUUCACCAAGCAAGCUAUUCAGACAUCCUGAUAGAGAGAGAGGUCUUGAUGCAGAAGUACAUUCACUUGGUUCAAAUUGUAGAAACAGAAAAAAUUGCAGCAAAUCAACUACGACAACAGCUCGAAGAUCAAGACACCGAAAUCGAGCGGCUGAAAUCAGAGAUUGUGGCCCUCAAUAAGACAAAAGAACGGAUGCGUCCUUAUCACAUCCACCACGAGGAUGAAGACCCGGAUAUCAAGAAAAUAAAGAAGGUCCAAAGUUUCAUGCGUGGUUGGCUUUGUAGAAGAAAAUGGAAGACAAUCGUGCAAGAUUAUAUAUGUUCUCCUCAUGCAGAAAGUAUGAGGAAGCGGAAUCAAAUAGUAUUCAACAUGGUGGAGGCAGAGGCAGAAUACGUUCAUCAGCUUUAUAUCCUUGUGAACUGUUUCCUCCGGCCCUUGAGGAUGGCUGCAAGCUCAAAGAAACCACCCAUCAGUCAUGAUGAUGUCAGCAGUAUAUUCCUCAACAGUGAAACCAUCAUGUUUCUCCAUGAAAUCUUUCACCAAGGACUGAAAGCAAGGAUUACUAAUUGGCCUACUUUAAUUUUAGCUGAUUUGUUUGAUAUUCUGCUGCCUAUGCUGAACAUCUACCAAGAAUUUGUACGGAAUCAUCAGUACAGUCUGCAAGUGCUGGCAAACUGUAAGCAAAACCGCGACUUUGACAAACUCCUCAAGCAAUACGAAGCCAACCCAGCAUGUGAGGGGAGGAUGCUGGAGACGUUCCUGACUUAUCCAAUGUUCCAGAUACCUCGGUACAUUAUAACUCUCCAUGAGCUUCUGGCCCAUACACCUCAUGAGCAUGUAGAGAGGAAAAGUUUAGAGUUUGCCCAGUCUAAGCUGGAGGAACUGUCAAGGGUAAUGCACGAUGAAGUCAGCGACACAGAAAACAUCCGGAAAAACCUGUCUAUUGAAAGGAUGAUUGUGGAGGGCUGCGAUAUAUUACUAGAUACAAGCCAAACAUUCGUACGCCAAGGUACUCUCAUCCAGGUCCCUUCGGUAGAGAGAGGGAAGCUAAGCAAGGUUCGCCUGGGGCCUCUGUCUUUGAAAAGAGAAGGGGAAAGGCAAUGUUUCUUAUUCACAAAACACUUCUUAAUCUGCACAAGAAGCUCAGGGGGGAAAUUACAUUUACUCAAGACAGGUGGAGUCCUGUCUCUGAUCGAAUGUACGCUGAUUGAAGAACCAGACGUCAAUGAAGAUGACUCAAAGGGGUCUGGAUAUGUGUUUGCCCACCUGGACUUCAAGAUUGUGGUGGAAUCAGUAGACGCUACACCAUUCACUGUGGUCCUGCUGGCUCCGUCACGGCAAGAAAAAGCAGCCUGGACCAGUGAUAUCAGUCAGUGUAUUGAGAAUAUAAGAUGCAAUGGUUUGAUGAGCAGUGUGUUUGAGGAGAAUUCAAAGGUGACAGUGCCACACAUGAUCAGGUCUGAUGCCAGACUGCAUAGAGACGAUGUCGAUAUAUGUUUCAGCAAAACUCUGAACUCCUGCAAGGUCCCUCAGAUCCGAUAUGCCAGUGUGGAGCGUCUUCUGGAGAGGUUGACUGACUUACGCUUCCUCAGCAUUGAUUUUCUGAACACUUUCCUGCAUACCUACAGGAUCUUUACCACCGCUUUUGUAGUGCUGGAAAAACUGGCUGAUAUUUACAAGAGACCUUUCACAUCAAUACCAGUCAGAUCUCUAGAGUUGUUCUUUGCAUCUAGCCAAAGCUUAGAUGGGAAGUCACCACAUCUCUGCCGCAAGUUUUCUUCUCCACCUCCAUUGUCCCUUUCUAGAACGUCGUCACCUGUCAGGGCAAGAAAACUGUCUCUAAACUCUCCAUUAAAUUCACGAAUUGGGGCUUUAGACUUAUCCACGUCAUCCAGCGCAAGCAGCCCAACCUCAGUGUUCAGCCCAGCAACCUCUCCGCCACCCAGCUCUGGCAAAGUUCCUCUGGACCUCAGUAAAGGACUCUCCUCACCAGAACAAAGCCCAGGAUGCAUUGAUGAAAACUCAGAGAACCCACGCAUUGAUUUGUGUAACAAGCUACGAAGGAGCAUUCAUAGAGCCGCUGUACUGGAAUCGGCAUCGCUAGAUAGGACCAUUCCUGAGAGUAAUGCAUCUACGGACACAGCUGAGAAUUCUCCCUGUCGAUCUCCAUCAACUCCACGUCACCUCCGAUACCGUCCAGCAGGAGUGCAGACUUCUGACACUUCUCGCUGUUGCUCCGUCUCUCCUGCCUCAGCCUUUGCCAUUGCUACUGCUGCCGCUGGACAUGGGAGCCCACCAGGUUUCAACAAUAUGGAAAGGAUGUGUGACAAAGAGUUCAUAAUACGCAGGGCAGCUACAAACCGGGUAUUGAAUGUUCUUCGUCACUGGGUGUCUAAGCAUUCACAGGAUUUUGAAUUGUGCCAUGAAGUGAAAAUGAAUGUAAUGAACUUGUUGGAAGAUGUUUUACGUGACCCUGAUCUCCUACCCCAGGAAAGGAAAGCAGCCAGCAACAUACUAAGUGCCCUUUCUCAGGAAGAACUAGAUGACUGCCACUUGAUAAUGGAGGACAUCAGUGCCAUGACUGAAGGUCCCCCAACAGAAUGUCUGGAUACGUUGUCAGCAAUGGAACUGGCAGAGCAAAUCACACUUUUGGACCACAUAGUGUUUAGGAGCAUACCAUAUCAGGAAUUUCUUGGCCAGGGGUGGAUGAAACCAGAUAAAAGCGGGAGGACACCAUUUAUAAUGAAAACCAGCCAACAUUUCAAUGAUAUGAGUAACCUUGUUGCCUCAGAAAUAAUGAGUCACUCUGAUAUCACCUCUAGAGCUAGCUCCAUUGAGAAGUGGGUGGUGGUGGCUGAUAUCUGCCGCUGCAUGCACAACUACAACGGGGUGCUGGAGAUCACCUCAGCCUUGAACAGAAGUGCAAUCUACAGGCUGAAGAAAACUUGGGCCAAAGUUUCUAAACAAACUAAAGCUCUUAUGGACAAACUUCAGAAGACUGUCUCAUCGGAAGGGAGAUUCAAAAAUCUUAGAGAAACUCUUAAAAACUGUAACCCUCCUUCUGUACCCUACCUGGGAAUGUACCUAACCGACUUGGCAUUCAUUGAAGAGGGCACACCAAACUUCACUGAAGAAGGCCUUGUAAAUUUUUCUAAGAUGCGAAUGAUAUCACAUAUUAUUCGAGAAAUUCGCCAGUUCCAGCAGACUCCGUACAGGAUAGAACACCAGCCUAAGGUCAUUCAGUUCCUCUUGGACAAGUCGGGGGUCUUGGAUGAAGAUACUCUCUAUGAAUUAUCCUUAAGAAUUGAACCAAGGCUCCCAGCAUGAAAAGAUUUAAUGUGUGUGUCUCGAGGCAACACACAUUUCACAUCAUAAACCGAAUUAUGCAUGCCGUGCCUAGCAGAGAGCAGAACGACACCCUUUCAAUGAAAGCAGACAAUGCCGCUGGUGCUUUAUAGCAAGCAUGAGAGAACGGAACUAAAACAAGAAUGUGUGCGGGCAUUGUGCUAGUCAGAUAUGUAUGCUGUAAGAAGAAACAACAAUGAAAAGCAAUGCUGACGUCACUGCGACAGCUUGAAUAUCUACAAAGUACAAGGUGUUUGAGACUGGAGACCUAAGAAGAGAGAAAAGAAGAGUAUGGAGUGAAUCGCCUUUAAUGUGAAAAUUUCACUGUGUGCUAAGGUAUCAGAGCGCAUCCAAAGGGGAGAGUCGUGACUAGUCAAGUGACACUGUCCUUACUGUAAUGAAUUGCAGUGUAAUGUGCAAAUAACAAGGCUAAAUCUUUGCAUGGAGAAGUAUAUUAUCCUAAUGUCAUAAUGAAGAGACAAUGAUAGGAAGUGGCGUUUCAGUUUCUGUGUUCACAAGCACGUAAUUUAUAACCCGCAUCUCCAGAAAAGCUAAAGAGACACAUUUCAUCAUUUUCAGGCUUUUAACGUCCUGUAAAAAAAAGUGAUAUGAGCCGCCGGUUUUCUCUGUGUUUUAUUAUUCAUUUUACACCAUGUUUCUAAGCACUAAACAUCUCAGACCAGCUGCAAACCGCACUAUCAUUUUCUACUGGCUCUACUACUGACACUGUGGGUAUUGUAGAUAACUGCACUGCCUGGCAAACAGAUAUUUAACAGUGGGUUUUGUCUUUUAUUCCUUAUUUUGAUGACUAUUGAUGCAUUUCUAUAGUUGUUUCCCCUAUAGAGCAUAUCAUGUUUUGCUAUUUUUUGUUCUUUUCAGGAGCUGCUGUUUAUUAUUUUGUGGCAAAAUUAAUUUACCGUACUUAUUAUUAUUUAAUUAUUUUUUUUUUGCUUGCGCCAGGAAUGUAUAGCCGAAUAAUCUGUACAGCCCAAAUAGAUAGUCAGACAUUAUUUUUAUGAAGUGUUUUGGAGAUAUUGGGCAUCAGUGGAGCGAAACUAAACAUCAAGAUAACAUGUACAUUGCAACUUCACGUCACACAAAAAAAGAAAGCAAAUAUCAAUGGGAAAUUUGUAAAUAUGCCAUAAAGUUGCCGUAUUUUAUGUUAAGAAGAAGAGUGCACUGCAACACGUUGCAAGAAAUGCCUUGUAAAUUAGAGGCUGGAGACCACAGGGAGAAUCCUUGGCUUGUUUCCCAUAAUAAAUUUACCUAUAAUAUGAAUGUGAACAGAUUAUUUCAUUUAUUAAACAUAAAUGUGAAGUGCAUGGAAUCACGAGUAU
This is a messenger RNA of Hyla sarda, 5612 nucleotides long. It is a transcript of the gene RASGRF2, whose product is annotated as Ras protein specific guanine nucleotide releasing factor 2. NCBI's taxonomy places the organism in Eukaryota, Metazoa, Chordata, Amphibia, Anura, Hylidae. Gene Ontology annotation, molecular function: guanyl-nucleotide exchange factor activity; protein binding. The coding region runs from base 562 to 4257 and encodes 1231 amino acids. The transcript has 27 exons. Gene Ontology annotation, cellular component: plasma membrane. Gene Ontology annotation, biological process: Ras protein signal transduction; positive regulation of GTPase activity. The record is from RefSeq and is a predicted model, not a curated record.